AUGAAGGGAUCAAUUAUCGCCGGAGCCCUAUUGGCAGCUCCUUUCGUCGCUGCUCAGCAGGCUCUCUACGCACAGUGUGGUGGUGUUACCUACACUGGUUCCACUACUUGUGUUUCUGGAUCCUACUGCAGCAAGAUCAAUGAUUACUACUACCAAUGUCUUCCUGGUACUGCCUCUAGCACCGCCGCCGGUAGCACCGUUGCCACUGCUACUGCGACUGGUACCGCGACUGGUACCGCAGUUGUCACUAGUGCCACUGCCGUUGUUACUGCCAGUGGAAACCCCUUCGCUGGCAAGACCCAGUGGGCCAACCCCUACUACGCCUCUGAGGUAUCAAGCAUCGCUAUUCCCUCGUUGGUUGCUGCUGGAAAGACUGCCCUGGCCACUAAGGCCGCAUCUGUCGCCAAGGUGCCUUCCUUCACUUGGUUUGAUACCGCAGCCAAGGUCCCUAGCAUGAGGACUUACCUUACUUCCAUCAAGGCUGCCGGUGUUGGCAACUACAUCGUCCCCUUCGUUGUCUACGAUUUGCCUGACCGUGAUUGUGCUGCUCUGGCUUCAAACGGAGAGUACUCCAUCGCCGACGGAGGUGCUGCCAACUACAAGGCCUACAUUGAUGCCAUCCGUGCCAUUAUCCUCGAUUUCCCAGAUAUCCCGCUCGCAUUGAUCAUUGAGCCCGAUUCACUUGCCAACUUGAUUACCAACAUGAGUGUUUCAAAGUGUGCCAACGCCGCAUCAACAUACAAGGAGUUGACCGUCUAUGCCGUCAAGCAACUCGCUCUCCCCAACGUUACUAUGUACCUUGAUGGAGGACACGGAGGAUGGCUCGGAUGGCCCGCUAACCUUGCCCCUGCUGCUGUUAUGUACGCCCAGAUCUACAAAGACGCCGGUUCCCCAAGCCAGCUUCGUGGUCUUGCAACUAACGUUGCCAACUACAAUGGAUGGUCCCUUGCAACAUGCCCGUCAUACACCUCCCCCAACGUUAACUGCGACGAGAAGAAAUACAUUAACGCCAUGGGACCCGCUCUCGCCUCAAACGGAUGGGCCAACGCACACUUCAUCGUCGACCAAGGCCGUUCUGGAAUGCAGCCCACUGGUCAGAUUGCCCAGGGUGAUUGGUGUAACCAGAUCGGAACCGGUUUCGGUAUCCGCCCUGAUACUGCUGUUACUGAUGCCCUUCUUGAUGCCUUCGUCUGGGUUAAGCCCGGCGGUGAGUCUGACGGAACCUCCGACACCAGCGCUGUCCGCUACGACGCUCAUUGCGGUCUCGCUGAUGCUCUUAAGCCCGCUCCUGAGGCCGGUACCUGGUUCCAGGCCUACUUCGAGCAGCUCUUGACCAACGCCAACCCUGCUUUCUAA
This is a messenger RNA of Morchella importuna, 1356 nucleotides long. RefSeq lists its product as uncharacterized. Gene Ontology annotation, biological process: cellulose catabolic process. The transcript has 4 exons. Gene Ontology annotation, cellular component: extracellular region. Gene Ontology annotation, molecular function: hydrolase activity, hydrolyzing O-glycosyl compounds; cellulose binding. The record is from RefSeq and is a predicted model, not a curated record. NCBI's taxonomy places the organism in Eukaryota, Fungi, Ascomycota, Pezizomycetes, Pezizales, Morchellaceae. The coding region runs from base 1 to 1356 and encodes 451 amino acids.